Cloeon dipterum is the source of this 759-nucleotide messenger RNA. RefSeq names its product apolipoprotein D-like. NCBI's taxonomy places the organism in Eukaryota, Metazoa, Arthropoda, Insecta, Ephemeroptera, Baetidae. The transcript has 3 exons. Gene Ontology annotation, cellular component: cytoplasm. Gene Ontology annotation, biological process: lipid metabolic process; symbiont-mediated perturbation of host defenses; response to reactive oxygen species. The coding region runs from base 61 to 639 and encodes 192 amino acids. The record is from RefSeq and is a predicted model, not a curated record.
AGUUCUCCCCGUGGCAGGCACACUGACCGCUCCGCACUGAGAGAUCAAUCGCAGCACAAGAUGCUCCGAUUCUGUUUCCUCCUGCUCGCUGGCCUCGCGGCUGCUCAGGCCAUUGAAAGGUGCCCUUUGCUCGCUUCAAAGAAUCCUUUUGAUCCCUCGAAGUUCGCUGGUCACUGGCACUUGCUGGGCUACAACCACCGCGCUGACCAUCCUGAGAUCGUUCGUUGCCAAAAGAUCGAUGUUGUGAGUGCCGAGGUCGACGGAAAGGUCACCGUCACCUACAACUACGAUUACAUCCAAAACGACAAGCCUACGAAGUCCCAGAUCAUCUCCCAGGCCUUCAGGCCCGGUUUCCCUGGACUCUUCCUCGGCUCCUGGAAGGGCGAGAACGUUCCCACCUGGUCAGAGCCCUACGUGACCUCGAUCUUGGCCACCGAUUAUGAAAACUACGCUAUCGUUGUGGCGUGCGCCCCUCAGUUCGACGCCGAGACCAAGACCUUCGGCAGAUCCUUGUACGCCCAGAUCCUUGGAAGAUCCACUUCCCUCAGCGAGGACACCUACAGUACCCUGAAGAACGUGCUCAGCGGUUACGACAUCAGCAUCGACCUCAUCAAGAACAUCGAUAACACCAACUGCUAAGUCCGAUGCCACGACUGAACAAUCCGAAAUGCAUUUCCUGAAAAUGUUUUACAUCAUAACUGAACAACCAGCAACUGAUAAGCAGUAAUGAUACAUGACAAUAAAAGAAUUUAAAAAGAA